Molecule: messenger RNA, 894 nt
Organism: Saccostrea echinata
Lineage: Eukaryota; Metazoa; Mollusca; Bivalvia; Ostreida; Ostreidae
Exons: 4
Coding region: 1-894 (297 amino acids)
Cellular component (GO): nucleus
Source: RefSeq, a predicted model, not a curated record
AUGGCUGCAAGUGUAAAGCGAGAGAGAAGUACCAACUGGUCCUUGGCCGAAAUAACUGUUUUAACAGAUUUCGUCGAAAAGAACGAAGAAGUUCUUAAAGCCAAACAGAGCAAUUUGAUAACAAACGCUAAAAAGAACAGGAAAUGGGCAGAAGUGACAGAUCUGGUCAAUGCAGUUGGGGUACAACGCAGGUCGGUAGAACAAGUGAGGUUUAAGUGGGGGAAUCUGCAACAGGGGGCUAAGAAGACAUUUACAGAGGCCCGUAAACAUGCCAGGAAAACAGGCGGUGGACCUCCACCAAAACCCCCUACUGCCGGCGAGGAGAAGAUAAUUGAUUUAAUGAAGGACAAGCCAAAUUUCUGUGGGAUUGCUGGGGGCUUCGAGUCAUCAAUGCCAGGCACAACAGAAGAUAUACCCUGCUCUUCAAAGUCCGCCUCGACUCCCAGUCUCAGUUCAGUAUCCGAGUGCAGCGAAGCAGCAACGCAACAACCUAGUGAGAGGGAAGCAACAACGCAACAACCUAGUGAGAAGGAAGCAACAACGCAACAAGCUAGUAAUGAAGAAGCAGAGAUGCAGCAAGAGUCGUCGGUUGAGUCAAAAAGUGAACCCGCAAGCGAAGGUGAUAUAAUUUCUCCUCCACCUGCGCAGGCAAAGAGAAGGAAGGUCUCCCUUGAACAACUUCAAAAGAUGCAGUAUGAGGUUUUAUGCUGUCAGAAAAAAAACUUCGAACUGCAGAACAUGAAGCUCCUUAGAGACUUAGAACGGACAGACCUCGAGAAGAAGAACAUUCAACUACAAAAUGCCAAGCUGGCGCUACAGAUUGAAUGCCUGAAGCAGACUGUCUCUCAGAAUGAAAAUGCUCUACUAGCACUCCACGCAAUUACCGAUGAAUAA